GCACUCCACGCGACAGUACCCUGCAGGACUCCGCGGGAGGAGCACGCGCGUGUCAGCCCCGCCGGUACAUUAUCAUUAACCAUUAACACGUUAAUCAUUAAGACACUUGCCUGAGAGGCUGCUGUGCAACCCGUUAAAAUAUUUGUGUUAUCUCCAGAACCGUGUUUUGUACCAAACAGUGCGUGAACGAUACAUUUUCCAGAGGAUUUCAUUUUUAUAAUAUCUUAUCGGGGAAUCAUGCCAUCAUCGCUAUCACGGCGGAGAUCAGCGGAGAGACACAACGCCAUUUGAAUUCGAGAUACCGUCCCUCACGGAGGAUCAUCUCCGAGCACUCCGUGCCAUUCCGACCAUAGACGACGCGAGCGCCUGGCUGCGUUCGGAAAAUUCAAUUUUGAAAAAAGAAUAAAUCGAGACACGAAACUUAGCACUCGUGUAACUACGCCUACGCCUUAUAAAAAAAACAAAACCCGAAUUCAAAAUUUAAAAUUUGAAAAAGGAACAAGUGCCAACAUUAGAAAACAAAAGGUUCGUUUACACAGCGCGUGUGUAAUCGUUCAGUGAGUGUGUGGUGUGGACUAAAUUUGUGAAAGACAGUAAGAUGGCCAGCACUGGUGGUGAGAUCUGGCUGCAGUGGUUCGCGUGCUGCUACCAGCCGGCGGCGCAGGCGCAGCGCACGCGCCGGAGAAUAGACAGGUCUAUGAUCGGCGCGCCUACGAACUUCCAGCACACAGGACACAUAGGGUCGACAGACGUGGACAUGCCGUCAUCGCUGCUCCACUCCAUCCAGAACCAGAUGCAGAGCAAAGGCGGCUACGAGAUGGCGUAUGGUGUUAAGGUUUAUUGAUCGAAAAGCGGCGCCGGUAUGGACGCUUGUGGCAAAACAGAGUGAUGUUUAUUGUGGUCACUAUAUUGUCCUAGGCCCGCAGGCUGAGUGUACAUAGAAACGUUAAGUUAGCUUCGGUCACUUAUAGUUUAAAAUCUACUUUGAUUUAAACAAUCACUUGCUAGAUAUAAAUAUGCGGUUUCCACAGUGAGUGAUAGAUCCUUGUAGCCUUUUGGAAUGUGUUUUUUUAACGAAAUUGUAGAGUUACACUUAUUACGUCGUAUUGACCCAGUGGUUUGAUAUUAAAAUUGAUUUAAUUAAAACUGAUAAAAUUAUGUGAACACUUGAAAUUUAACGAUAAAGAAUGUCAAAUAAAGAGAACAGAGUCAACAACAAAUUGCGUUUAACUCGUACAAGUCAGUCAUUUAGUCAAUUCAUUAAUUUUAAAACUGUUCUAUCUAUCCGCAAAAAAGCUACAAGGCUACAACUGCAAAUUAUUUAGUGUAGUCCAUUCACAUUUUAUAUUUAAUGCAAUUAUUACUAAAAACGCAAUCGUAGCAAUCUUGAAAAAAAAAUGUUUCAGCGAUAUUUGUGGUCGACGCUACAUUUUACUAUAGUGAUCGAAGCACAAUCAAAUGAAAUUAAUGCAAGUUACCUAUUUGAUUUACGAAGGAACUAUGUUUCUGUUUAUGAUCUUUGUUUAAUGUAAUGGAAAUAUUUAGCAAAAUUAGAAUACCUACUUGCACAUUCUAGCACAUAAAUGUACUUAUUGAAACUAUUGAAAUAUAAUGUAAAAAGGCUGUAAGUUUCAGGAAUCUUUUCGGUGCAUUAUUACUUUAGAACCGACAUAUUAUAUCGAUGUAGACAAUUCAAAGUUUUGUCCUGUUACGAAUAAACUUAUUUUAAAGUAGUCACAGUGUUUUUGUUAGCUUUUUUCUACAGACACUUGGUAAAAAGAGAAAACACUGUGAUUUGCGUUUAUUUGUAGAAUAUUUCAAUACUCGAAUUAUUAUGACAAAGGUUUAAUAUACACAACCACAAUUUUUAUGUACUUUAGUCCUGUGUCUCCUUAUAAACGUGGCAACAGUCUUAUGUAAAAAGUGUGUUCUAGUAUAGUAUCUAUCUCCAAUGUAAUUUUAAUGUAAUCUUAUAGAAUUAAGAAUAAAAUAAACCGCGAACCAACAGACUAGCAACUGGAACUUGUAUUUUAUUAUGGUGUUUAUUUAGUAGUUACAAUAGCAUUAUUAGUUUAUAAAUACAUAUGUUUCAUUUCUUAAUAAAUAUUAUAAUUGUUAGUUACUGAAAGUGAAGGGAAAUUCUUGUUUACGAAUGUACAUAAUGUUAGCUGAUAAAUGGUCCAUUUUACAAUCUAAACUUUUAACGAGAAGUUUAGGUAAAUAAAGAGCAAAUUUUUCAAUCGUCGGUUAACUUUUAACUGAAGAAUUAAUUUGGCACAUUGACAGUUUCAGUAUGAGAAAUAUGUCAUGAUGACAUUCAUGGUUAUUCUUCAGUUAAAAGCUAUCCGACGAUUUAAAAAUCAACCCUGUAUCCACAAUACAUCUUCAAUUAAAAACAUAUUUCUUUAUAAUAUCAAUAUACUCGUAAUAAUGUCAACUCUACCUUGCACGAAUUCCGUCGAUACUGCCUUUUUAAAUGUAUUUUUAUAUAAUUGUUAGGUAAUAUUAAAUGUGUAUUGUGUAUGUACCGUUUUUUGUGUCUCUCUGAACUUACUUAGGUCUUCCUUAGGUACCUUACCUAAAUACUAUUUAUUUAUGUUUUUAAAUUACUAUUUACCUUUUCACCGAUGUUCUUAUGACUUAUAAAAUAGUUUUAUUAUAUUUAGCAAUAAACGUGAAUAUUAAUAUUAUUAUACUUGCUUACAUUAUUAUUUCUUCGACUAUUUAUUAUGAAUAUAUCAGAAUAUAGUGUAUUCGCCAGUUCUGCUCAAUACAUAGUUGACCGUUGGUGUCAUUUUUUAAACAUUUAGUCUGAAAUAAGUUAUUCUCAUAAACUAUAGUUAUUCUUAUUACAAUUUUCAAUGAAUCGACUUUUUCUAAUCUUUUUUAAUUCAUAUGAUUAUGUCCUAAGUAGUUGUUGUUUGCGAAUUUUUUGUAUGGAUUAUUCUAUUGUAUAAUAUAAUAAAUACUUAUGAAAAUGGUCUUCUUGCCCGAUCCGUUUUGGGCACUGAUUGACUUAAAAUACUACAGAGACUGAAGUCGGAAUAUUUAUGCUAAAAAUUACGUUAUAAAAUACUACAUGAUUGAAAUUAAAUAGUAUUUUAUAAUGUGAAACAAACUGUACUAUGUGUAAAGACUGUUAUUCUGACGAUUGUGAGCUUAGUUUGUUUGAUUCGAUAAACAAAAUGCAACAUUUGUUAGGCAAUACUUUCUACAAUGAUAGUUUCUGAAUGCAAUUUUUGUUAGCGUGUCUCAUUUAGUAUAGAUUUAAACAUGUUUUAUGUACGUCGACAGCACAUCUUUGCAUUUGCAACUUUUUAUGAUUAGCAAAACAUUGGAUAUUUUAAUGCCCUUUCUUUAAUUUUAGUAUCCUUUUAUGCCAUAGAUAGGUAAUGCAUCAGGCCAGUGUUCCUAUUAUUCCCUAAUGUAAAACUGGACUUUUAAUAUUAAUUAUGCAACCUAUGUAAGAAUGACAGUCUGUUAAAUGUAGAUAUGGCACUUAAUGAACAUGUGUCUCGAAAAACAUAAUUUUGUCCUUUUCUGCGCAAAACGACAAAGUUAUCGUUGAAACUGUUCCAAUUUAUUAGAUAUUUAUAUUUAUGGUGUAAUGGACAAAUUUUGCCCUGUAUAAAAAAACAUUGAAACUAU
This is a messenger RNA of Ostrinia nubilalis (European corn borer), 3648 nucleotides long. RefSeq names its product CDC42 small effector protein homolog (gene Spec2). Gene Ontology annotation, biological process: regulation of Rho protein signal transduction. Gene Ontology annotation, molecular function: small GTPase binding. NCBI's taxonomy places the organism in Eukaryota, Metazoa, Arthropoda, Insecta, Lepidoptera, Crambidae. The transcript has 4 exons. Gene Ontology annotation, cellular component: plasma membrane. The record is from RefSeq and is a predicted model, not a curated record. Bases 599 to 844 code for a protein of 81 amino acids.